Messenger RNA from Melanotaenia boesemani (Boeseman's rainbowfish), 3041 nucleotides. It is a transcript of the gene mysm1, whose product is annotated as Myb-like, SWIRM and MPN domains 1. Gene Ontology annotation, cellular component: BRISC complex; BRCA1-A complex. The coding region runs from base 18 to 2543 and encodes 841 amino acids. Gene Ontology annotation, molecular function: polyubiquitin modification-dependent protein binding; metallopeptidase activity. Gene Ontology annotation, biological process: double-strand break repair. NCBI's taxonomy places the organism in Eukaryota, Metazoa, Chordata, Actinopteri, Atheriniformes, Melanotaeniidae. The transcript is spliced from 20 exons. The record is from RefSeq and is a predicted model, not a curated record.
UACGUUUGUACAACAACAUGGAGGACGAGGUGGAUGUUGAUAUCGAGGGAGAUGACUUUGGUAACAGUUUAAGUGAGAUGGAUGGAGGUUUGCUCCAGGGGGACUUCACACAGUCUGCGGGGAAGGGCAGCUCCUGGAUGCUGCCCUGGGAGCUGGACAGCUCAAUCAGCCCAGAGAACAGAGAAGUGAUCGAGAGGAUGCUGCUGGAGGAACAAUAUUAUUUGACAGGUAAGGGGAUUCCUGACCAGAUUUUACACAGUGAUGCAAACAAUAAACCCAAAAUGAAGAAGUCUCCAGCCAAGAGCUCAGCCUCAGCCUCUGCUGCAUCGCGCUGGUCCAAACAGGAGAAAGAACUGUUUGAGAAAGGACUGGCUCAGUUUGGUCGAAGGUGGACUAAGAUUGCGAAACUGGUGGGCAGUAGGACUGUUCUUCAGGUCAAGAGUUAUGCCAGGCAGUAUUUCAAACACAAGACUAAAUCAGAGCCCGGAGCUGCAGCUCCACCUACAGGUCCUGUGCAGCACCUACAACCUCUGCAGCCCAUGUCCGGCCACACGUCCACUCUGACCAAUGCUGUCCGCAUAGAGAGGCUUUCUGAUGACGAGGAUGUCGACAUCACGGAUGACCUAAGCGAGGAUGAGAAGGCAGAUGAGAGACAAACUGAGACCAAGAUCCAAAUAGAAGAGGCGGGUCUGAGUGGGACAGAGAGCAUCCAUGAUACAAAGGACCGGUCCAGUCCGAGCCCUCUUUCUCUGCAAACUCCUCAACCCUCAUCUUCUCUUGUUUCCUCAGAGGAUAUUGAAGUAAACAGACUAGAUGAGAAUGUGAAUAAAACAGCAUCUAUUUUCCCAUUAAGCCCUCAGACAGAAACACAAACAGACUCAAAGCAGACAUUUGAUGCAGAUGGAGGCCAGAACUCCCAGCAUGACAUCUCAGUGCAGAUGGGUCAGCUGGAUGAAGCUGAUGGGGACUUCAAAGAUUUUGCUGAUAAGGUUGAGACUGAUGGACCAGAGAAAGACCAGGAGGAGCAAGAAGAUGAAGACGAGGAAGAUGAGGAGCUUAAGGCCCCGGAGCAAGAAAUAGAGAUGGAUAUGGAAACCAUUACAGAGGAUGAGAAACAAGCUAUCCCAGAGUUCUUUGAGGGACGACCAUCCAAAACUCCUGAAAGAUAUCUGAAGAUUAGAAACUACAUCCUGGAUCAGUGGCUGAAAAGCAGACCCAAGUACCUGAACAAGACGUCGGUCCGACCUGGUCUGAAGAACUGUGGAGAUGUCAACUGCAUUGGAAGAAUACACACCUACCUGGAGCUCAUAGGGGCCAUCAACUUCAAUUGUGAGCAAGCGGUCUAUAACCGCCCCAAGGUGGUGGACCGCACCAGGAUAAAGGAGGGCAAGGAAGUUCUGGAGGCCUAUCAGCUUGCCCAGAGAUUACAGAGUAUGCGGACCAGGAAGCGGCGUGUGCGAGACUUAUGGGGGAACUGGUGUGACGCUAAAGAUUUGGAGGGACAGACGUUUGAGCAUCUCAGUGCUGAAGAAUUGGCUCUGAGGAGGGAGGAGAUGAAAAAGCAGCCUAAACCCUGCAAGAUGUCAAGAUACAGAGGGUCUUUUGAUCCCUUCCAGCUGAUCCCCUGCAGGUCUUUUGAAGAUGAUGUACAGGAACCAUUCCAGGUCAUUGUGUGUGCUGAGACGCUUCUCAUCAUGGACAUGCAUGCUCAUGUGUCACGAGGGGAAGUCAUUGGUUUGCUGGGUGGAACGUUUAAUGAGGAAGCAAAAGUACUGAAGAUCUGUGCAGCGGAGCCGUGCAACAGUGUGAGCACAGGUCUGCAGUGUGAGAUGGACCCGGUGUCUCAGACACUGGCCUGUGAUGUGCUGUCCUCUCUGGGUCUCAAUGUGGUGGGAUGGUACCAUUCCCACCCAUCUUUCCACCCAAACCCGUCAGUGCGGGACAUAAACACACAGGACCAAUUCCAGAGUUAUUUCUCACGUGGCGGAGCCCCUUUCAUCGGGAUGAUAGUGAGCCCAUAUGAUCCAGCCAAUCCCUCCCCCCACUCCCAAAUUACCUGCUUGUUGGUAAAAGAGAGCCAGGAGCCCUCAGGCCCCCACAAGCUUCCCUACAGAUUUGACUUCCUGUCAUCACAAGACACCCCUGACUGGGAACAAAUCAUGAGGAGGGCUCAGUGGAUCAUUCAUAAAUAUGCUCAAGCACCUGGGAAUGUCCAGAUGGACAGAUUAUACCGGAGAGACUCCCAUCUCACCUGUUUGGAGAAGAUGUUGGCAUCUAUGGUGAGAUAUUUGGAACCCCUACCAAACAGGGAGGGAGACCCCUUCCUCACUCAGAUCCAGUCCCUCUUCUGGUCAGACUUCAUCACAAAGCAGCAAUCAUCAGACAAGGAAGGAGAACCACCAAUGGACUCUGAUGACAUUGGUGCUGAUCAGCUGAUCAGUCAGGAGACGCCCCAGGAAGGAAGAGGAGACGUAGAGACAAACAGCAGCACAGUGUUGCAUCUAGGCUCUGUGUUGUCGGCAGAACAUGACUAUUUACUGUGAACUUUGUAGUCAACCGCCCUUGUUUUGUACCAUGAUAUUCACAACAGUAUAACAGUGUUUAUAAAGACAUUAAGGAUAAUGUUUAGUAUUAUUCACUUAAUCAUUUAGGAUUAUAUUUUAUGACAUUUUAAUAUGGUUUUAGACUUGGUUAGUCACAAGUAUGUUAGACCAAAAACCAAUAGUUAGGCAUAAUACUCUUGUGAUUUUUUUUUGUGUGUAAGUCUUGUUUGUUAUGUAUGUGGGGAUCCAUAAACUGAGAUACGGUUAUAACAAUAUUGGUUUCUGGCAUCUCUCUUGGGAGCAAAGUUCUGGAUCCACAAACUUAAAUUGCUGUUUAAGGAACAGAGUUGGAAUCAGGUUAAUGUGAUGGUGCUUUUAUGUCAAGUCCUUGCAGUGGCAGGAAAUAAAUGUUUGGCAGAGAGGGUUUAUGAAUGAGUGAAAAUGUUCUCAGUCUUUUAGAAUUAUCUUUAACAUUAAAAUUAAAGUUUAUUUUUUAUA